AUGCAAUCAUCGUUUAUUCCUAAAGAUUCAGAAUCUGAAGAACACAAACUAUUAGAACGACGACGAAUUCGUUUUACAAAUCAGCCAACGUCUAUAACUAAUAAAGCAAUUCAAUUAAUAAAUGAAACAAAUCAACCUUUGAUAGGCACAUGUGAAAAAUUAGAAAAGAAUUAUCUUCGUUUAACAAGUGCGCCCAAUCCAUCAACAAUUCGACCAUUAGCAAUUCUUGAACAAGCAUUUUCUUUUGUUUUAAAUAAAUAUAAAUCAAACAAUGAUUGGUCAUAUAUUAGUAAUCAAUUAAAAAGUAUUCGACAAGAUCUUAUGGUACAAUCAAUACGAAAUGAUUUUUCAGUAUUAGUUUAUGAAGAAAAUGCUCGAAUAGCACUUGAAAUGAGUGAUCUUGAUCAGUUUAUUCAAUGUCAAACACAAUUAGAACUUUUAUAUGAUAGUGGUUGUAAUCCUACUCAUUUAAUUGAAUUCCUUAUUUAUCGUUUACUCUAUUCAUUGUUACUUAAUGAUGAUAAAAAAGCAAAUCGAAUUCUUAUUGAAAUUGAUGAAGUAAACAUAUCAACAGAAAAAUCAAACAAUCUUAAUGUUGUUCUUGACUUUUGUUCAUCAUGUCGUCGAAAAGAUUAUAUUCAAUUAUUUAGACUCUAUAAAUCUUUACCUAGACUUGCUUGUUGUUUAGUAAAUUUUUUCAUUGAUAUUUAUCGUAAACAAAUGAUUCAGAUUUUAAUUUGGGGGUUUGCUCCAACACUUCCAACUGACGUUGUUACUACUAUGUUGGCUUAUGAAUCAAAUGAGAUUUGUCAAGAACGUCUCAGUUCAUUGGAUGAAGUAGAAUUGGUAAUUAAUUCAAAAGAUAAAGAACGUAUUUUCUAUUGUUCUAGUCGAGUUGAAUUAGAUAAGCAACGUAACAAAUUGAUGGCAUCGAUUGAUAAGCCAGUUUCAACUUCUCCAGCAUUUGAAAUAAAAACUGAACAAGCUAAUUCUACUACUAUACGUAUUCGUAUUAUUCCAAAUGGUUAUAUUGGUGUUAAUCGCAUUAUUUGCCAUUGGAGUAAUAAUAUUAGCAAUGGUCAAGCAGUUGAUCUUAUAAUUGGAGAAAAACCUGGCCUUAUUCAAAUGAACGAAUCUUGUCAAGCAUAUGAUCGUCGUUAUGUGCAAUGUAUAUUUCAUGCACCAAUAAUUGCACGUGCAUUUCAAAAUGGUUUUCCUCGACUUUAUCAAUUUUCGGAAUCUACUUCUGAAACAGAAUAUCAUUCACCAGAACUCGUUAAUAUUACCGAUGAAAAUGAACUUGUCUUUAACCUUGUACCUCGUGAAAAAAAUCGAAUUCCAAAGAAAAUUUCAAUGAAUGUAAAUAUGACAUUACGACGUUUCGAUUCAGCUUAUUACAAAUUUCAUAUUCAACCUAUACAUACAACUAAAGUCGAUUUUCGAAUAGAAAAUGUAUCGAGUAAUCACUUAACUAUUGUGAUUAAACAUAAUAAUACAGGAUUGAUAAGUGAACGUUUAUGUUCUGGGCAUUUUCAUUCAGUAGAUAAUCAAACGACAUUAACAGCAGUUCGGGAUAUCAUGGUAACAUCAGAUCAAACGAUUCUGAUUAAUCAUCUUCGUCCAUCAACACAAUAUAAAAUUUGUCUUCAUUGUUAUUAUGAACGAACUGAUCACUCAUUUAAAAAAGAAAUAUGUCAUACAAUCAAAACUAAAGGUAUAUUUACUGUAGAUAUUUAG
Messenger RNA from Rotaria sp. Silwood2, 1737 nucleotides. NCBI's taxonomy places the organism in Eukaryota, Metazoa, Rotifera, Eurotatoria, Philodinida, Philodinidae. The record is from the annotation of a GenBank genome assembly.